CAUUAAAACACAAAUAUGGCCAAGUCUAUGAGAAAAAAGGCAGGAAAAAAAUCAGCGCCUUCUACAAAAAUUGACGAAACAGAUGAAAUGAAACUAAAACUCCUCGCAGAUUUAAAUAACAUGGAGCUCCAAGAUAUUGCUAUUUAUCCUCCAGAACUUAAUACACAAUUAAUUGAACAACUUCAGACUUUGACCGCCGAAAAUGGUAGCCUUCGUAAGUGUUUAUUUACAAAAGACAGUGAAAUAAAAGAGCUUGAGACAACGAUAGACGAACUGAAAGAGAGAAUACGCGAUAUUAUUUCUAGCACAGGACCAGCUAUUUCACUAAAGUCUGCUGGAAUUAUUAGUGACAAAAUUUCAGCGCUCUGUAAACAAAAUCGUCAUCUUGUUGCUGAAGUUGAAAGUUAUAAAACGAAAGUAUCCAAACUUGAACGAAAAUUAAAUGAAAUUGAAAUGAAAACUAAGGAACCCGAAAAACCAGAACAUUGUCAAUGUAAAACUGAACCAAUUGAUAACGACCCAGAUGAGGUUAAGGAAUUAAAUAAUAAAUUAAAUGCUGUGAAUAAAAAGCUGUACGAAAGUAAAAAUAAAAAUCUUGAAUUAAAAAAUGAUAUUUUGGUAGCUACUAAAAUACUCCAACAGGAAAUAGGAGACAAAUUCAUCAAUAUAAAAGAUCUACAAAACGAUCUAGCAGGCUGGAAAGGUAGAGCCCAACAGAUAGUAUUAUUGCAAGCAAAAAUUCAGGAACUUGAAGAAAAGCUUAAUGGAAAUCAGAAGGAUAACAUUGAAGUAAAAGGGAAGGAUCACAUACAGCCUUAUAUUUUUCAGAAAAUUCGAGAGUAUGAAUUGAAGAGGAAAAAUGAAGUUGAUCUAGCAAUGAGAGAAUUAGAUAGAGUAAAACAAGAAAAUUUCGAGUUGAAAAGAAAAUUGGAUGGCUCACGAUGUCGUAUUCGAAAUCUCGAGUGUGAUAUAGGCAUGUUCAGACAAAAGAUACAAACAUUUACAGAGAAAAGUCAACAUGAUGACUUACUGGUUAGCGAACAAAGGAACCAAAUCAAGAAUUUGGAGUUACAUUACGAGGAAUUAUUAAAAGAAAAUACAAAUAAAAUGUAUAAAUUAAAAUCGGAAGUAAAAGAAUUUCAAAUUAUGAUUUCAAACAAUGAUUCAAAAGUUAAAGCACUUAGCGAACAAUUAAGUGAAAAAACACGGAAAAUACAGGAUAUUCAAGAACAGCUUGAAAAAUAUAAAAAAUGUUCCUUACAAGCUGUGUUUUUUACUCCAAUGAAACUAGCGACUGAAAAUGAAAUCGCGAAACUGUCCGAACUUGUGGUUUCAUUAAAUAAAAGACUAGAUAUAGAGCGCCACCAUUGGGAAGACUUAGAUAAAAGGUAUAGAGAAGUGAAGGAGAAAAAAAUUCGGGCGGAAAAAAAGAUUGUGAAUUUGGAGAAUGAAUUGGGUGUUCUUAAAAAUUCCAAAAAAAGUCUGAAAAUAACACGAUCCAUAUCUUCCAAGGACACCAACGGAGAAGGCAGUGAAGGUCACAUGUUAAAGAAAGUCUCUGUAGCAAGCUAUUCAUUAGAAAAGCAUGAAAAUUGUAAUUGUAAUUUAUUAAUUGAUGAACUGAAAUGUAAACUAGAAUUGUCACAAGAAAAAAUUAAAAUCAUGGAGGAUAAGUUGAAAAUGACUGUCGAGGAAAAAUCGGAGGAUUAUCAAGCACUAAUAAACAUGAUACAAACUUCUAAACAAUACUUCAAUGAAGCUUUAGUCGCUCUUAAAGAAGAUAAGUGUCCCUGUCCUCUAUAAUUUUUAUUACUUU
This is a messenger RNA of Aricia agestis (brown argus), 1816 nucleotides long. Its product is annotated as coiled-coil domain-containing protein 13. The coding region runs from base 16 to 1803 and encodes 595 amino acids. Lineage: Eukaryota; Metazoa; Arthropoda; Insecta; Lepidoptera; Lycaenidae. The transcript has 4 exons. Gene Ontology annotation, cellular component: centriolar satellite. The record is from RefSeq and is a predicted model, not a curated record. Gene Ontology annotation, biological process: cytoplasmic microtubule organization; non-motile cilium assembly.